ACGGGAAGCAAUACAAAGAGUGGCCCUGGAAAUCCAUUUGCUCGCUUUUUGGCUUUGCCUGUAAAGUGGGGAGAAAGUUCAGCCUGCGGAAGGUAAGAGAAACCACGAGUGAUCCAGAUUUGCUUGAAUUGUUUGGUUAAGGAUGUGGACCCAUGCUAUUGGCUUCACAGCCUUGCCCCAUCUUGGUGGAUUCCUUGGCUGGCUCAUUACCCGGAAGGAAGUGCCUACAUGGUAUGAAACUCUGAAGAAGCCUUCAUGGCGGCCGCCUAAUAAAAUAUUCCCAGUUGCUUGGACAACACUGUACACUAGCAUGGGCUAUACUUCAUACCUGGUGUGGAGGUACCUUGAUUGCUUCAGCAGUAAAGCAGUUGUCCCACUGGGCCUCUAUGGAGCUCAGCUUGCCUUGAACUGGAUGUGGACUCCUAUAUUCUUUGGUGCUCAUAACCUAAAACUGGCACUGCUGGAUGUUGUGGGUCUAUAUAGGUUGGUGCUGUACUCCUGGUACCCUGUUAACAAGACUGCAACUGCAUUGAUGCUGCCUUACCUUGCCUGGCUGACCUUAGCUUCUUGUCUCACCUACUGCAUACGGAGACACAAUCCAGAAAAGGGCAAGAAGAAAAAAUGAGAAAAUUUUGCAAAAGGGAAAUUGUUUGGUGGAAUUGUUUGAUCCUGAGAGUUGGUAUUAGGGAAAGGAGUUAUUUGG
Messenger RNA from Heteronotia binoei (common prickly gecko), 703 nucleotides. It is a transcript of the gene TSPO2, whose product is annotated as translocator protein 2. Bases 143 to 625 code for a protein of 160 amino acids. The transcript is spliced from 4 exons. NCBI's taxonomy places the organism in Eukaryota, Metazoa, Chordata, Lepidosauria, Squamata, Gekkonidae. Gene Ontology annotation, cellular component: membrane; endoplasmic reticulum. Gene Ontology annotation, molecular function: cholesterol binding. The record is from RefSeq and is a predicted model, not a curated record.